GACGCCACCAAUUAUCAAUAUGGAAUGAAGAACAUGAGGAUUAAGAGAAAUGGCUUCAGCUAACGAAGAUACAGUUAGCGAUUCAUUUGAACAAUGGUUGAAUUUACAACUAAGUAAGUUGAACACAGAUCAAGAGGUGUUUGGAUCAUAUAUUAAAGGGAUCCUCGAAGGCGAAGAAACUGAAGAUGAAAAACGCGAUGCACUAGAAGGCAUUUUAACGGAAGUAACUGAAAAUAAAAUUUCAGAGCUUUGCACAGAAAUAAUGAAUAAAUGGACUUGUAUGCAUCAAGUUAGUGGAAAUAAUGCAAAGCAAGAAAAAAGAGAAGAUGUUGACACAAGAUUGGCCAAAAUUAUGGAAAAGCAAGCACAAUCUGUGUCAUCAGGAAGAAAUCUCAGUGUUGAUGAAAAGAAAGUGCGGGAGGCCAUAUUAGCUCAUUACUCUCAAGUAUCAGAUGGAGAAGGAAGUGGCACAGAAGAUCCUGGAGGAUGUGAAGGAGGGGCUGCUGCAGUUGGAACCAUUUCUGCAACUGUGUGUGAUUCAUUUCUGGUUAAAAAUGUGAAUGCUGAAACAGUGCUGCAAAGCGAGCGUGAAAAACGUGAUAAAAACAAAGCAGAAGUUGAAAAGAAAAAAGCACAAGACAAACAAAACAAAGAGAAACAAAAACAACAGCAGCAAGAACGGAAAGAUAAAGAGAAGAAAAGAACUCAGAAAGGUGAACGCAGGCGGUAGCAUUUUGUUUCAAAGUAAUUAGGUUUUGAAUAAUUUGAGAUAUGAUAAAUUUCUUGUAGUUAUCCUAAUUUUAUUCAGUUAUGUCUACAGUGGAAAUUGUUUGUAUGGUUUAUUUAGUGAUUGCCAUUUUCAUACGUAGAAGUUGCUCUUGCUUUACCUUUCCCAGUUAAAAAGGGAAAUUACUAAUAUCUUUGAACAUGCAGUACUACUUAUUGAAAUCAGGGUUUUCAGUGGUAUCUAAUGAUAUGCCCAAUUUUUUUUAACACUCAGUGGUAUUAUAUGGCAAAAAAAUUUGUUUUCAAUAAAUACCUUGUUGUACUUAAUAGCAGUAUUAUUCUUUUUUUAAAAACAGUCAGUCAGCUCACAUACUAGAUUAAUUCAUCAUUUCUUUUUUAAGCAAAUACAUAAUGGUACUUACAAAAUUAAAUUGUUUUUCUUUUCUUAAAACAAAUGCCUAGUGCUUGAAAUAAACACCUAUCAGUAUUUCUAAUAUUUUUUAAUAUUAUUUAACAAAUACCUUAAUAAGAUCUUAUGGCCAGGGCUUCUGAUUGGGAAAUUAGUGCAAAAAGUAAGUAAUAAAACGCUAGUUUUCAGUUCAAUCUAAAAUUACAUAUUAAAAAUAUCAAAAUUUUUCUGUCACUGUUUUUAUGAUAAACCAGGAGUAUGGUAAUAUUUGAACUUCUGAAUUUGAUUGGCAGGUAUUAAAUAGUAGUAACAAUGUUUAGCUUGAAUUUUGUUAAUGAAAUUUGAAAGUUCAGCUUACAGUGCCUCUGGGGCACACACUUGUGCAAUUAGUGAGAUCAACACUUCCCUCAGAAAAAGUCUGAUGUGUAAAGUUGGUAAAAAGUGAAAAGACACAGUUUUAACUCUCAAAUAUUCACAAGAAAAAUGUUUCUGUACAUCUUCCUUCACGAUGUACAACUAUUAUUGUUGCAGAGAGUGAUCCACCAAAGUUUUGGUUGAGUAAAAUGAAAGACUGAAGAAAGAUGUGUUAAUAACAAAACUUUUGUUUGCUCUGAAAUCCCAGUGAUAAUAAAAGAUGUUUAAAGAGUUGUAA
Molecule: messenger RNA, 1787 nt
Organism: Limulus polyphemus (Atlantic horseshoe crab)
Lineage: Eukaryota; Metazoa; Arthropoda; Merostomata; Xiphosura; Limulidae
Product: coiled-coil domain-containing protein 43-like
Exons: 5
Coding region: 50-730 (226 amino acids)
Source: RefSeq, a predicted model, not a curated record